Monascus purpureus is the source of this 10113-nucleotide messenger RNA. NCBI's taxonomy places the organism in Eukaryota, Fungi, Ascomycota, Eurotiomycetes, Eurotiales, Aspergillaceae. The record is from the annotation of a GenBank genome assembly.
AUGUCUGCGUCUGCGACUGUCGAGUUGGAGGCCAUUGUGGCCCAUGUGUGCCUACCCCCAAAGCUUCCUUUUAAACGCGAAAGGUUUCUUGAUCAGAUCGAGGAGGCUCUAGCUUCAUACGUCUCGGACGCGUGCCGCACUCUCAGGGACCAGUUAUCUGGGCAUCUAAGUUAUACCUGGGGUUCAGUUCGUAGCGCUGUUCAGACGUGCAUCCACGCCAACCAUGGUCGCUCGAUUGACCGUACCAGAUUCUUGAUGGCUUUGGAGACUCUGGAUACCUUUUCCCCACUAAUCCUUCACAUAACCGCUCAGAAUGCUGGGAUAUUGAUCUCCAAGAGACACGACAGUAAACGAGAUGAAGACAUGAUUGUUUUCGAAGCCUUUGAAGCCUCUCCACAAGCGCAACAGGUCAUGGAGGCAGAUAAUGCCCUUCAGUGGGAUUUCCCUGGUGUAGUCGUCGCUAUGCCGUUGACCACUUUUCAUGAUCCCGAGUUUCAGAACAACCUGGCCGACUUUCUCCAGCAGGCUAGUACCGAAUCAAUCACCCUCUUUGCAGCGCGGGCAUCGAAAGAAGGGGCUACUGUCCCCGAACCGCGCGAUACGGUAGACCCGUCGAUAAUAUGCCAAAUGCUCAUGACUCUGAUAGAGGCUGUGGGAUACCGAAUGGAGCCAGACCUCCUCCGUAAGCGGAUCAGAGAUGAUGUAUGCUGGGACGAAGGAGCUGGAUCUUGUCCCUGGAGGCGCUCUCCCUUCUGGCUAGUCUUGCGUGUAAGUCUGGCCCGCCAUCUUGCAAGCAUACACGGAGCGGAAAUAGGCAGAGUCUACUACAAAUUUCUACUUUGCGUGGUGCUAGCGCACAUUCUAGCGGACGCGGUGAGCAGUGGCAUCUAUCACGAAUCGAUCAUAGUCCUGAACACCAAACUGUGCCGCCGCCUGGCAAAGCUGGAAGACAAUCGACUGAAGGCAUCAUCCAAGGCGGGGGAAAUAUAUGGAAUGUUGUUCGAACAGCUGCGGUUUUUCUUUGAGGGUACCAUUGAGAAUGCCAAUGCCUAUGUCUUCAAUCUGUGGGACAGGCAUAAGAGAAGUAUUCUCAGGAGGAUUCCUCUACUGCCUCCACGGUCACAGGAGCGUGACCUUAUCUUGACCCUGCCGAAUAGCUUCUCAUACUUGAACCAACUGCGGUUUUCUGCUGCAAGAUUUGAUACAAUUUCCACGAUCACCCAUCAAUCCAACGCGCUGCAUACCCCAGUGAUGCAGGCUGCUUUCCGGAAAUUCGCACAGCAUUACUACAGCCUAGCUGAUAUAGAAGACAGUGCUGGCCUGUAUCUGAAAGUAGAUGAUGGAGACUAUGAACGGGCAUGUAUCAAAUUUGCACGAUCUAUUGCCUCCUACAUGGAUGCAGUGCGGGACACUUACAAUCACCAUCCCGAACAAAAGAGCGUAAUGCUUCUAACGAUCAUGAAACUGUGGACUUUGAUGGAUCAGUGCGCUGUAAAAGCUUUCAACCUUCUUGGAAAAUAUGACCCCGGAAUUCCUCCUGCAAUUCUUAACGUUUUGCAAAUAGGUGACGAGAAAGGACUGAUUGAUCUACAGACUGUGCAGAGAUAUCUGGAAGAACGGAAGAGUAACUGCCAAUAUAACGGACAUACGAUAUUUGAUGAUCCGAGGGAAGGGUGCUUUGCAGAGCAAUACUUUCUGCGUUCCAAGGAUUCCGAAAUGCUGCAGUCCAUCUACAAAAGAAUCCAGACAGCAACGGAAAAGGCCAGAGAGAAGAAACGUGAACAAUGGUUGUCCCUCAGCGCAGAAUACGACAGUCUCCAGAGGGAAAUUGCCUCAGCCUCUUGUGUAUAUACGUACACGGAAGAGGGAUAUCAGCCAAUCCAUGAUUCCAGGAACUGUAAGAAGUGCUUUCUGGAACGGAAAGCAGGCCGAAUGAGGAUCAGCCUUCACGAAGACCCUCUCCCGGUCGAUCCAUCUCAAGCACGUGCCGUGGUCUUUGAGUUGAACUGUCCAGAGGCCUUUUCUGCAUAUCGAAAUACUACCUGGAUGAUUAUCAGGAGCUUGGCUGUCUCAGAACCCAUUAAAUCCCAACCACCAAAGCUGCUUCUGAGGGAAUACUCAGAAGUAAAACCUUUUAUUUCAUCGACGUCAAUUGAAGGUGUAUGCCUAGCAUCCAUUUCAAAAUCACGUCUUACAAUGCACUUCAACCAGGCUACGCUCCCUGCCCGCUGGGAUGACGUAUGUGUGCACAAUACGUUGCGUCUUAGGUAUUUUGACACAAAGACAGAGUCCUGGACUGGGCGUGGGAGAGAGAGAUUGAGCUUUGCACAUCAUUGUGCACUCGCGAUUCCGAGCGAUUCGCCGUUUGCACCGCUCCUGGAGUCGCCAAAAUUUGCGCUUGACACCGCUGGACCAUCGUCGUAUGAAAUUAUUGCGAGCCAAACUAACUGCCCACCUGGAUUGGGUGUCCAUGAGUUCAUGGCAUUCCAGAGUCUCUUAUGUGGUACCGUUCAACGAUGGCCCACCAUUUUGCUCGAGCUUGGAUCGUCGAACCUCAAUCUCAGUACGGAAGCAACUUCGAUACUAAUUUCACAGCUGACGCUUUUAGCUGGUCCUCCGAGGCCCAAUGAUCACCUUCGAUCGACACAUAGCAUCCUCAGAGACCCCACUUUCUGUUCGAAAUUGCUAGAAGAGAUAAACAAACGAUUGGACGGCAUAUCAUCUAGUUGGCGGGAGGUGAACUGCAUGUUGAUGCUGCUCGUGAUUCUUCUUAGACUCUGCUCUGUGGCACACAAUGUGGCCUAUGAGGCCUUUGACUUGCUUCUCAAAGCUCAACGUGUCACAUCUGGCUGGGUCCGGACACUCCGGCAGGAAAUUCGUGAUUGUACUGAUGCGGCCAGCUCUCCAACAUUUUCGAAAUAUGCACUAUGGGCUGCAUUACUGUGUAGAAAAACGUUUGCAGUGUAUGCAGACCCGGCCCAUUCUGGAAGGGACAUUGGUCCCACAGAGCUGCAAAACUAUAUCGAGAGUUCCAUAAUGCUGCAUGAAACGCUUCCUAGCAAUUUAUCAAGUCUACCUCGCACACUGAGAAACGCCCUCAUCUCAGACACGAAGGCAAUAUAUCGUCUUCGCCGUGUGCUCAAAUUGGCAUUCCAAUCGUCUCCGCAUGCUCUGAGUUCGUUUAUUCAAAAUAUCUGGCCGUCAGCGGAGAACUCAAUGGCCGCUGCCUACUCGCAACCUGUAUUUCUCAAUGACCCGGAUGAAUGGUGGAUGGAAUGGACAAUGCAUGCGACAAGGGAACUCAACGCCCAACUCAUGCAGUAUCAUAUCCUAGAGGGAUAUCUGUUGGUUGAUGGGCAACCGCUAGGCAAACUCCCACCGAAAUACCAGCAGUGUAUCAUCCUGAAGAAGUUAUUUGGGGACCAAUCCUUGCCAGCAUACCCAUCCUCUAUGCCCGGAAUGACCUAUAUGCUCCCAUUUGCAAUCAACGGCCAUUACAUUCAUUUCGGAUUUCGCCAGAACGAACUCAUAGUCCGCGCUCAUUGGAAGGGCACAGUGUUAGAACUCGUUCCGUCAUCUGUUUUCAGAGGACACUCCACGUCAGACUUGCCAGUAUUGCUGAUAGACAAUUGCUGCCAUUGGCUUGAUAUCCAAACGGGGGUGCUUGAGAUACGUACACAACCGCACAUUUGGAUGUCAAGGCAUAGUAACUGGAAGAUCGACAUCAAUACGCGCCAGGCCAUACGGCGUAAUAGUCGUUUAGUCGAUCCGCAUAGUGAUCUAUUCCGACAAAUUACUGGAGUGUUUCGAUUCUUUGAGCACCCAGAGCAGAUCAUCGUGUAUCAGCCAAAGAAGGCACACCUAUCCGUUGAGCUCCGGAGAAUGGAUUUGUCAUUUUAUGUUAAUAAGGGUGGUUUCUUGUAUUCCAGCCAGCUACGCUGUGGAAUCGACCGGAAUCAGGAUGCAGGGACUUGGUAUGGGCUUCGGAGCAUGCUCGUUCUUCGCGAUGGGGCAAACAAAGGUCAACGGAGCAUAAUUGCUCCAAUGGGGGCUAUUCGAUACAAACUAGACGGAUGCCACGUGCAAUUAUAUGUCGAAAAUGAUGGGUCAUAUGGCCGGUUCGUGAUUAAUGAUCUUCUAGGGCGCAUAGACUGCCCAGCAGAACCGAGGCUGGCUUAUUGUAAGGCAAUGUUUCACGCAUAUACGUCCUUCGCUCUACCAGAUCCGUUAACAGGUACUACGGGAACUGAAGAAGCAUUGCGCUUUUUGCGGUCUGGCUUUUGCCAGCCAUGGAUUCCCAUAAAUUCCGGUCCACAGUCAAUUUUGCAGUAUAUUGCAAGGUUGUCGCCGAGAAGGGAAUAUUAUCCACCGCAUCUUGCGAUAAUGCAAAGAAUAUAUUGGGACAAGGAUCUCACGGUGACAAUGCAGCACGAGGAAUACAGUACCCUGGUAUCGUUAAUAUGCGAGAAAUCUAGGACGCUGUCGAUGUUUGCACUUGAAAAGCAUUGCGAAUUGCUGGUGGAAAUACCAGAAACUCCUCACAAGCUUCAUGAGCGCAGUGUCUGGCGUCGUCAACAGUACCAGCGUCCUAUUGGAGACAUCGAGACUAAGAACGCCUUAGCAGACCUGGUGUACACUUCCAGAGACCGUCCUAGGGCUAGUAUUGCGCGCACAAAGGUCUAUGAGAUGAGCAUUAUCAUUCAUGACUGGUUCCCAGAAGUAUAUGGUACUGUCAACUUGGCUCAUGUCCUUCAAGAAAGGCCAGUGAUUGUGGGAUUUGAGAAGCCAUUUCAUCGUGGCUCUCUGAGCGACCUGCUGAGCAUUGACGUCUGCGCCCAAUGGGGCCCACUGGCUGCCCUGUGCCGCAUGUCUUCUAAAAACGAGAAAUUCAAACUUAUGUUCAUCUUCGCGAUUAUCUCUUUCGGAGACAACGCUAUCCCAACACAACUCCUUCAGAGCCUGAUACUAUUCGCCAUGUCAGACAAAUUAAAAAUGUUGAAGCCGCCAGCAGUAUCUGAGUAUACUCGCUUUGUGCCAGACCAGUACCCAACUACUGACCUUCUCCAACAGCUUAUCAGGCCGUUCUGUACUCCAUAUCCUCCAGACGAACGUGCCGAAUUCCCAGGUCAGAUUGCGAGUAAGAUGCGCAGGAAGCUGGAAGAGAAAGAGAGAAAGUACAACCUGCAAGUAGAAAAGGACUGUGAGACACUCAUAAAGCAUAUUCAGAGCCAAUGGCCAUGUCCUACUCCAUCCGCUACAGAGUUAGCGAGCGAUCUUCUAGUUGACAUUCCUAGUGCUAUCGAACAUAUCCGGCCCGAGUGGCUACGAUUGUACGAGAACCUGCAGCUUUCUGACUACCUUUCUCAAGUGAAAGUAAUUCUUGAUUGUUCUCAGAGAGACAGGCGUAUCGGACUUCCUGCUGUUACAUCGUCAUCAGAUCCAGCUCCUCGAGUCUUAAUAAGAUAUAGUGGCAUUCCAACACUCUCCAAAGACCUCAUGCGGAAGCCCGGCCCAUCAACUACAGGCCAUGGAGCUCAAAGCAGACAUUCAAAUGCUAAUGCGGAUACCUUUCACUCCCAAUUGAUCUCCCUGGAUUUUUCAGAGUCUACAAACAGAUCUCAGACUGUUGAUAGGGGAAUACAAGCUGAUUCGACUGAACGUCAUCAACUCGACACUAUAAUCCAUCAGUUUACAGCAUCUCCCAGUGCCCUGGAAAGGAAAUAUGGAGAGGACCUUCUUAAAAGCUUGGAAGCCCUCAACAAAGUGAAGCGGACUAUCCCAAGGGAGAAAGCCCUUCCCGGUUCUAUUGGAUUUUCUUCAGAGAUUCAUAGUACAAGGCAAGCCAUAAUUCAUGCUUUUAACAAUAUAUCAGUGGCACUUGAACAGGAUGAAGUUCAAGCAAAGUGGUUGAAGCUUGGCAACCUAUGGCCAUGUAUCACUCCGAUAACUCUCCUGGAACAGUUACGUUCAACCUCCGCUCCUCAAUUUGGACCUAGGAUGAAGGAAAUCUUGGUGGAAUAUGCUAUCGCGAUUACAGGAUUGCAACAGUUGAUGCGUAUUGAGCAGGAUUAUCACAACAAGGAUGCAGCUCGAUUCUGGGCUGAGUUACACAAUCAGGGUCAUACCAAUUGGCGACCGGAAGAGCAUUUAAACUGGCUCCUUCUUGAGAUUGACUGCAAUAUUCUCAUCAGGGCAGAGCAAGUAGACGUUGCGCACGCGAUGAUGUCUCCCACCUCAGGGUCUAAUUCAGCACUGCAGAUGAACAUGGGCCAAGGGAAAACCUCGUGUAUCAUCCCAAUGAUUGCUUCGGAACUUGCCAAUAGCACACAGCUAGUUCGAGUUAUUGUACCAAAAGCCUUACUAUUACAAACUGCGCAACUGUUGCAGACGCGGCUUGGGGGUCUACUGGGGCGAUAUGUGAGCCAUGUCCCAUUUGCAAGAAAAACCCCAACCACGCAGAGAAAUAUCGAGGCGUAUUGGAAGAUUCACCGUGAUAUUAAAAUAUCCUCGGGUGUAAUAAUUGCGCUUCCAGAGCAUCUUCUAUCGUUCAAAUUAAGUGGCCUCCAGCGACUGUCCGACAAGCGCAAUAGUGAGGCCGCGAAAAUGCUCCAGAUAUAUCAGUGGAAACAAGACAAUUGUCGCGAUAUCCUAGAUGAGUGCGAUUACACUCUCUCCACGAGAACGCAGUUGAUAUACCCCACUGGCACGCAGGCAGCAGUGGACGGGCACCCAUAUAGAUGGGAAGUAGCCGAGACACUUCUGCAUGCGUGCCAUGGGUAUCUGUGGAGCAUCGCGAAGGACUACCCCCAGAGCAUUGAAGUUGUGGAGCGAUCAGGGGAUAGUUUUCCGCUUGUAUUCUUUCUCCGCCGAGACGCAGAGGAAUCUCUAAUAUCUCGGCUCAUUGGAGAUAUUCUUAACGGACAAAUACUCCUCUUGCCUGUGAGAGGAUGCUCUGCUGCUGAGCUUACAACUAUCCGACAGUUUAUAUCCACUGAGAACGUGGGGCCAGGAGUACUCAAGGAAGUAAAAGGAUUGUUUAACGACAAUCUCACUGCGCGAAAGACUCUCUAUCUGCUACGUGGCUUGCUGGUUCAUCGAAUUCUGCUGCUGUCCUUCAAGAAACGCUGGAAUGUGCAGUACGGUAUUCAUCCCAAGCGCGAUCCCAUCGCAGUUCCGUUCCAUUCGAAGGGUGUUCCCUCUGAACAAGCAGAAUGGGGCCAUCCUGAUGUUGCUAUUCUGCUGACAUGUCUCUCCUUCUACUUUGGUGGUCUCGAGAUACGCCAGCUACGUCAAGGUUUAGAACAUCUCCUCAAGACUGAUGACCCAGCUAGCGGGUACGAUCGCUGGACACAUAAUUGCGCCCAGCUGCCUGACUCCUUGCGUGAAUGGAACGUCCUGAAUGUGGAUGACCAGUUACAACUGGCAGAACUAUGGAAGCACUUUCGGUACAAUGUGGUUGUGAUUGAUUACUAUUUAAACCAUUUUGUCUUCCCUGCGCAUGCAAAGCAGUUCCGUAUCAAGCUCCAAACAUCAGGAUGGGACCUGCCUAUCUUCUCAGUUCAAGGACAAGGAGCGCGUUCGACAGGCUUUAGUGGUACAAAUGACAAUCGUUCAAUGCUGCCACUCACCAUCAAACAGGACGACCUCCCAGGACUCCGGCAUACAAAUGCGGAGGUGCUAUCAUAUCUACUCAUGCCGCGAAACAGAAGCUAUGAAGUGGCUGCAGAUGCUGGAAGAAGAUUUACUGAGAAGGAACUAUUGCAGAUGCUUUGCAGCAAGGGAAUUCGAAUGCUUAUUGAUGCGGGAGCUCAAAUCCUAGAAUUGGACAACCGCAGUUUGGUUUCCACGUGGCUGAGCAUUGAUCACCAAGCUCCAGCCGCCCUUUACUUUAACGACCAGAAUAAACCGUAUAUUCUACAUCGUGGUGGGUCAGAGGUUCCUCUCGUGGCGUCGACAUUUGCCAAUAAUCUCGGAGAUUGUCUAGUGUAUCUGGAUGAAGCACAUACUCGUGGCACAGAUCUUCCCAUGCCUGCACAUACACUGGGAGCCCUAACUCUUGGCAUGGGUCAGACGAAAGAUCACACUGUUCAAGCAGCCAUGAGACUACGACAGCUGGGAACUACUCAAUCUAUCCUAUGGGUGGCACCUCCCGAGAUCCACCAGAGCAUACUUGAUCUCCAAUCGAAGCGGGAGGGUGACUCAAUCGACUCGUACGAUGUAAUAUGUUGGCUCUUGAAGCAAACCUGUAUCGGGAUUGAACAGCUCCAACCACUUUACUUUUCUCAAGGAAUGGAUUUUUGUCGCCGGAUAGAAGCAGCAGUUCUUAAUAAGGAUUAUAUCACAGAUAAUAAACAGAAACAGGCCUAUCUGGAUGUUUUGCGAACGCCAGAGCAGCAGGCCCUGGAAGAGCUCUACGGCCCGAAACUGUGUGUGAAAUUGUCUCGGCGCUAUAAAUCCGACGUCCCACGGGUUAAUACACUUUUACAGGAACUACGAAAGCAGCGAAAGCAAUUUCAAGACUUUGGGAAUGCCGUUAGCGGUCUUGCUCUGCAAGAAGUCGAACAGGAGAGAGAAAUAGCGUUCGAAGUCGAAUCAGUCCGGCAGGUUCGGAAGCCUGUAUCCUAUACCCCGUUGGCCUUCCCUGGAAUCGACAAGGAUAUUCUUGGCUUUGUACAUACUGGAGUAGCUGCUUCACGGAGUACCGCGUGGGAGGAUGCUCAUGUUGCCUUACGAUUGACGGAUUUGGGCCAGAAAAUGGGUGUGAGCGGCGCUCCCUUCACGGGUAGACUAUUGGUAUCGAGGGAAUAUAUGAGAACGAUUUCUGUACCUACCGGUCGUCGGAAUGACAGUUUUCUGCGUCCACUAAAUUGGCUUCUUUGGAGCACUGUCACAAAUACCGCAAUUGUCGUCAUCCCCGAGGAGAUAGAGAUCAUCCUCCCAAUACUUCUGGAAAAGCAGCAGUCAAAUACGUAUCUCAUAGCAUACGCUGCUCCUGUGACUCGGAGAAUGUCGCAAUUCAACGGCUUGAAGUACUUCUCUGUUCCACCCUUACCAAAGUACUGGACAGCACCGACAUGGCUCACCAUUGAACUGGGGAUUCUUUCGGGACGGUUAUAUUUCGAUUUCAAGGAAUACAAUGAGCUCUGCAAGUUUCUCGGCGCCAAGAGCUGGGGAGGAGACUCGAAAUCGUUCACGGAGAAGCCCUUACUGUUUCUUCAUCAGUGGCUGUCGAUUCGACGCAAGGGCCAGGAUUUCACUCAUACUCCUGUCGGGUAUAUUUGUCAGGGAAAGAUAUUGACAUCUGAUCAUCCGUUUUUCCGGUCUGAUGCAGGUAACAUGUUGAAAGGAAGAGAGAGUAGUGAGAAACGGUUGUGCAGGGCAAUGACAGAGGAGCUUUUGGAAGCUAGUGCGUCGGACUUUGAAGAUGACGAAUUGGAAUGGGAUGAAGGAAGCAGUCCUGAUGAAUACAUUGACAAAAGUGACAAUGGUGUUGGUGAAGAUUGAUGGAUCGAAGGGCCUGAAUGAGGAGAGUUUGAAGGAGCCUAAGAGCUCGAAGGGGAUAGAAGGUUUUGAACAAACAUAGGAGUUUGAAGGAACCUGUGCAGAGAGCCUUGUGACGAAGCUUGAAAAUGUGCGCCUUAUUGAGUUUGCCAAGUUUGAAUAUGGUUAGUAUGGAGUUUGGCUUUUGCUGUGAAUCCUGGGACAGUUCCUACGGAUAUGGGGGAGAAGGUAGUGUUAGCGUUGGAUACUUGGAUUAGACCUUGGUGGCUCUCCACGGCCUUGUGCAGGCACUAUCCUGUUCUUGCCCAGCGAGAAACGUGAAUGGUCACAGAGUCAAUAUCGUGGGAUAUGGAGACGGUCUUUGAUGGGAAGGAUGAGAUCGUCAAGAACGAUUUUAUUUGAAGGUUCGAAUGAGCAUUGGUUGGGUGGACUUAGGGGUAUACGGAAUGUCUAGUGGAAGAUCCAGCAUGUAUGUCACUAAGACAGACUGGGUCUGGGACGGAUAAGAAGAGCUAACAUAGAUGACAACAUGCAACAUAAACACAAUCAAUGCAAUAACUAUGGAGAUAGUCAAUGCACGGAUGAGCCUUCAGGGCAAGGUUUCUAGGAAAG